Tinamus guttatus (white-throated tinamou) is the source of this 834-nucleotide messenger RNA. RefSeq names its product regulator of G protein signaling 10 (gene RGS10). Gene Ontology annotation, biological process: regulation of G protein-coupled receptor signaling pathway. Gene Ontology annotation, cellular component: nucleus; plasma membrane; cytoplasm. Lineage: Eukaryota; Metazoa; Chordata; Aves; Tinamiformes; Tinamidae. Gene Ontology annotation, molecular function: G-protein alpha-subunit binding; GTPase activator activity. The record is from RefSeq and is a predicted model, not a curated record.
AUGCAGGGGAUUGAGCCGGCAGCGGUCGGAUACAUGGAAAAGAUAAAUGACAGUGAGAGUCACCCAAGCAGCAGCCACCAAACCUUGAAAGGAACCUCGAAAUGGGCGACGUCACUGGAGAACCUCCUGGAAGAUCCAGAAGGAGUUAAACGAUUUAGGGAAUUUUUAAAGAAAGAAUUUAGUGAAGAAAACGUGUUGUUCUGGCUAGCGUGUGAAGAAUUUAAGAAAACACAGGGGAAAAAACAGAUGCAGGAAAAAGCUAAAGAAAUUUACACAACCUUCCUGUCCAGUAAAGCUUCCUCUCAAGUCAACGUGGAGGGGCAGUCCCGUUUGAAUGAGACAAUUUUGGAGACACCUCACCCUCUGAUGUUCCAGAAGCUCCAGGACCAGAUAUUCAAUCUCAUGAAAUACGACAGCUACAGCCGCUUCUUAAAGUCAGACGUAUUCCUAAACCAUAAGAAGUCUGAGGAGCAGGAGGAGAAUUCACCGGAGGCUCAGACUGCAGCUAAAAGAGCAUCCAGAAUAUACAACACAUGAUACAAAGAGCCUCUUUAGGAGAGGUGAUAGGAUAACUGCAUUUCACUCAGGAACAGUGUUUAGGUUUAUAGCAGUUGCAUGUAAGUCUUUAAAAGCUCAGAACCUUUUUAGGAGGUACUUCCUUUCCUAAUUGCUUGAAUGACUAAUUGUUUUUGCAUGAUAGCUAAUAACCAGACACCAGGGGAAGACUGUUCCCUAGUUAAAGGCUGAGGUAUUCCUCUGUAGCAUGAAUUGCAUUUCGUAUUUCACAAGUUAAAAUGCUUUCAAUAUCUAUAUGUUUGUGAGGCAUCAUGUGGA